CUCGACACUCGUGAAGCCAACGCGAUACCUCAAAAUCGGCGCUUGCGGAAGCUGAGUAUAGCAUGGCGCCUUCGACAUUAUCGCCGGACGCAUCAAUCUCAUCGCGCACACUCUCGAUAGGCUCCGCGCAGCCCAUACCAAUGGAGCUAUCCUCGAAUUCCAGUAUAAAUCUGCUCGCCAGCCCAGUCGCAUUCUUGCAGCCCACUGUACAGCUCAAUGCCGCCUUUCUCGCCGCCGCGAAACGAUACCUAGAUCCCGUCGCCGCCGGUGUGAGCGAGUCGCAGACACAGCGCCAACAAGAUGCGCGCAAGAAGCGGAAGCGUGGGGGAGAUUAUGACGGGGACACGAGGGUUCUACAUCUGAAGAAGGUGCAUUUGGAUGGAUUUGGCGUGAACCAGGUGUUCGAGCAGACACGGAAAAUUGUCGAGGCUGCGACUGAGGAGAUUCAGCUUGCUCUGCCAGACUCUGACGAUGACGUCGUGGCAGUGGAUGGAGAGGACGAGGAAGAGGAACUGUCAGACCCAGAGGAGCAAUAUCACACCGGCUCAGAAAUGGGCGAAGAGGGUGUAGACUACGAGGUCGAUGGCAUAGAUGAUGACGAAAAUGCUGUGCCCUCAGACGAAGAGCCUUCGGACGAGGAGGAUGUCGAGAUGGAAGAUGGAGGGGAAGGGACGUUCUCUGACGAAGAAGGGUUAGACGAUGAACCUGCCGCAGAGUAUGUGCCGGAUCCGAACGGCCUCAACGACGGUUUCUUUUCCAUCGACGACUUCAACAAGCAAUCAGAAUUCCUGGAGCAGCAGGAUACACGCGGUGAAGCAGCCGAUAGCGAUGACGAGGAAGUCGACUGGACAGCGGACCCUAUGGCAGGUGGCGCUGGCAAGGGCGGGCUUGGUGGUGACGAAUCAGGAGACGAGUCAGACGAGGGUGGCCCAACAUUCGGCAACGUGGAUCUCAAUGCGCCUGAAGGCGACAGCGAUGAUGACGCAGAAUUCGAUGAGGGUGAUCUCGAUGGCAUGGACGAUGGCAUGAACGCCAACAACGUUAUGUACGCAGACUUCUUCGCACCUCCGGCGCAAAAAGCUGGCAAGAACAAGAAGAAGCGCGGGCGACCGAAUCCACACAACUUCCCCACAAAAACAGCGGCGGAUGAAGAGCAAGAAGAGAAUGCGGACAUGGAGAACACUAUGGCAAGAGUACACCGGGAUUUGUUUGAAGAUGGCGACGAUGCCGAGAGCGAGACCGCUCUUUCAGACGUAGAUCCUUCGGACCCAAAGUCAAGAAAGUCAACACACGAACGGAGACAAGCAAAGCUACAGGAAGAAAUCCGCAAGCUCGAAGCCGCCAACGUAGCGAAACGCCAAUGGCAACUCUCCGGUGAAGCCCGCGCCGCCGACCGCCCGCUCAACUCGCUACUGGAAGAGAACCUCGAAUUCGAACGCGCCGGCAAGCCUGUCCACGUCGUCACCGCCGAGCUCUCCGAAGAUAUCGAAGCCCUGAUCAAGCGCCGCGUCCUCGCCGGCGAGUUCGAUGAAGUCCACCGCCGCCGUCCAGAUGACCUCGCCACAGGACCUGUCCGCCGUGGCAGAUUCGAGCUCGACGACACAAAGGCUAAGCAAAGCCUUGCUGACAUGUAUGAGGAAGAGCAUCUCCGCCUCAACGACCCGAACUUUGUUGAUGCGCGUGAUGAGAAAUUGAAGAAGGAACACGCCGAGAUAACCGCUCUAUGGAAGACACUCAGCGCUAAGCUCGACAGCCUGAGCUCAAGCCACUUCAAGCCCAAGCCCGCAGCACCUAACCUCGAAAUCCGCGUUGACGCACCCGCAAUCGAAAUGGAAGACGCGCGCCCCACAGCCGGCAACGACGUCGCCGGUGCAUCCAUGCUCGCACCACAGGAAGUCUACAAGCCCGGCGACGAUGAAAACAAAGCUGAGAUCGUCACCAAGAGCGGUAUGCCGCUGUCGCGUGACGAGCUUUCGAGAGAAGAGAAGUCGAGCAGGAGGAGAAGGGAGAAGGAGAGGAGUAAGAAGGCGGGGCUUAAUAAGCCGAGGGCGACCAAAGAGGAGGAGAAGGCGAAGAAGGCCAAGGGUGGUAGAGGGGAGAAGAAGCAGCUUGUUAGCGAUCUCAAGAAGGGUGGGGUGCAGAUUAUUGGGAGGAAGGGCGUGGUUACGGAUGCGGAGGGUAAGAGUGUUAAGGAAGCGGCUAAGGCGGGAGCAGGCAGCUAUAAGCUGUGAGGUGCUAUGGUACCGUAGAUUUUUUAGGGGCCAUGGUGGAG
This is a messenger RNA of Macroventuria anomochaeta, 2272 nucleotides long. RefSeq names its product Mpp10 protein. The record is from RefSeq and is a predicted model, not a curated record. Gene Ontology annotation, biological process: rRNA processing. Gene Ontology annotation, cellular component: nucleus; Mpp10 complex; small-subunit processome. The transcript has a single exon. Lineage: Eukaryota; Fungi; Ascomycota; Dothideomycetes; Pleosporales; Didymellaceae. Bases 63 to 2231 code for a protein of 722 amino acids.